GAAGUUUUGCUUGGACGAAAUGUAAUAAGGCAAAGUAAAAGCAGUUGGUUCUGAUCUUCACUUCAAGAGGAGAUUAUGCUUCCUGCCUUUCUACUUAUGUCCAUGGCUAUCUUGGGAUCUACCACCAUUAUGGGAAUCAUAUCAAACUGUAUAAUAUUAUCUGUAAAUCUUGUUGAAAAAAUGAGAGGAAAGAAUCUUGGUUCUUCAGAUCUUAUCCUGGUAACACUUGGAAUAUCGAAUAUCACUUUCCAAUUUGUAAUGACAGCCAAUGACUUCUUAAGCUUUCUCUGGAGUGAUUUGUACUUCUCAGACAAAGUCUAUUCUAUUAUCAAUGCAUUACUUUUCUUCCCUAUUUUUUCAAGUUUUUGGUUCACGGUCUGUCUUUGUGUCUACUACUGUUUACAGAUUGUUAUAUUCACCAAUUCUUUCUUAAUGCGUCUAAAACUGGGUAUCGCCACAUUGGUUCCAUUCUUCCUUGUGACCUCAGUCCUCAUUUCUGUAGCUAUCAGUGUCCCUGCUAUCUGGAGCACUCACAGAGACCCAUUUAAUGGAAAUGUAUCUAGCAAUGAAACAUUUGAAAGUGAUUUCCCCAAGUUGAGUAUCUCAUACCUACUUCCUAGUAAUAUAAUUGGCUGUUCACUGCCAUUAGUGCUUGUCGCUAUAUCUAACGGUCUAAUACUUAGAUCACUUAAGUCCCCCAGUAAUAUGAUAGAGAAAACAAACAAUAGUCAGAGCCCUCGAGCAGAAGCCAGACAAAGAGCAGCCCGAACUGUUGGUAGUCUUCUUCUACUCUACAUGUCCUUCUACAUUUCUGAGAUCAUGAUGUUUGUGGAUCUAUUCCCACCCAGUAGCCCUGGAUUCUGUGCCUGCUUAAUGAUUAUUUAUACUUACUCUCCUGCACAAUCUAUUAUACUCAUCCUUGGAAGUCCUAAGCUUAAAAAAGUAUUAUUGAGCUUACUACGACUUCAUGAGAAACUGAGCAGUGAGGAGCCGGAACCACCAAACAUUCUUUUUAUUAAACUCAACAUUCAGAAAACUGUGAAGGAUCUAAGAAAGUCAUAA
Molecule: messenger RNA, 1062 nt
Organism: Pelobates fuscus (common spadefoot toad)
Lineage: Eukaryota; Metazoa; Chordata; Amphibia; Anura; Pelobatidae
Product: taste receptor type 2 member 40-like
Exons: 2
Coding region: 76-1062 (328 amino acids)
Biological process (GO): sensory perception of taste; G protein-coupled receptor signaling pathway
Cellular component (GO): membrane
Molecular function (GO): bitter taste receptor activity; G protein-coupled receptor activity
Source: RefSeq, a predicted model, not a curated record